Pecten maximus is the source of this 5944-nucleotide messenger RNA. RefSeq names its product N-terminal kinase-like protein. The transcript has 20 exons. Gene Ontology annotation, biological process: protein phosphorylation. Gene Ontology annotation, molecular function: ATP binding; protein kinase activity. Bases 99 to 2816 code for a protein of 905 amino acids. The record is from RefSeq and is a predicted model, not a curated record. NCBI's taxonomy places the organism in Eukaryota, Metazoa, Mollusca, Bivalvia, Pectinida, Pectinidae.
CACGCCACACAAAACCACGAAACUGAAGAUGCAGCGUCUGAAAAAUCGAGUUGGAGAUAAAAUGAACUGACGAAAGUAUAUAAAGUUAAGGUCACGGAAUGUGGUCAUUCUUUUCAAGAGAUCCUACAAAGGAUUUUCAUUAUGAAAUCCUCGAAAUUGUCCCAGGUUUGGAAGAAAAGUCGAUUUGGACACUUCACAACGGAAAGAAAAAGAGCACAAAUGAACCAGUCUCCAUAUUUGCCUUUGAUGUAAAAGGCAGCAGUGAAUCUCAGGUGCAACUUGCAAAAGGAGCUUUGAAGAGAAUCAAAACUCUACGCCACCCAAACAUACUCACGUUCCUUGAUGGCAUUGAAACAGAGAAGGUUAUUUAUUUUGCAACAGAACCAGUUGUUCCUCUGGAAACAUACCUGAAGGACAAUGAAAGCCUUGGUGACCAGAACUCCCUGGCCAUCUCAUGGGGACUACAUCAGAUUGUAAAAGGGUUAUCUUUCCUGGUGAACGAUUGUAACCUGAUACACAACAAUGUCUGCAUGGCCUCCGUGUUUGUGGACCCUGCGGGGGAGUGGAAGUUAGCAGGUGUAGACUACAUGUAUCCAGCUCAGGGGCAGGACUCCGUACCGCCAGUCAAAAUACUACCAGUGCUGGAGAAGUAUGAUCCACCAGAGAAGUCGGACCUACGCAGGGGAAUACAUGGGGAGAAAUGGUCAUCAGAUAUGUGGGGCUUAGGUUGUUUGAUCUGGGAGGUGUUCAGUGGUCCACUACCUAAGAAUACAUCUCUGAAGUCCUUAGGGAAGAUCCCGAAAUCCCUUGUGCCAAACUACUGUGAGUUAGUAGGAGCUAAUCCAAGGUCACGACCAAAUCCAGCCAAGUUUAUAGAGGACUGUCGGAGAACCAACGGUUUCCUCAAUAACGCUUUCGUAGAUACAAUGAUGUUCCUCGGUGAAAUACAGAUUAAAGACCAGGCAGAGAAAUCCACAUUUUUCAGUGGAUUGACAUCAUCACUGGACCUGUUCCCAGAAGUGUUUUGUAAACACAAAAUUCUUCCUCAGUUACUGUAUGCGUUUGAGUAUGGUAAUGCAGGAUCAGCCGUGUUAGCACCCCUCUUUAAGCUUGGUAAAAAGUUAGAUACUGAUGAAUACCAGAAAAAGAUAGUGCCGUGUGUUGUGAAACUCUUCUCCUCUCCAGACAGAGCAACACGAGUAAAACUUUUACAACAGAUUGACUCGUUCAUUGACUAUCUCCAGUCAAAUGUUGUCAAUGACCAGAUAUUUCCCCAGAUCUCUACUGGAUUCAUGGACACGGUCCCAGCAGUGAGGGAGAGUACCAUCAAGGCAAUGUUAUAUAUGGCUCCAAAAUUAAACUACAAAAAUUUAAAUGAAGAGCUUAUGAAACACUUUGCACGUCUUCAAGCUAAAGAUGAACAGGGAGGCAUUCGGACCAACACAACUGUAUGUCUAGGCAAGAUUGCUGGCUGUAUCAGUCCACAGGUGAGACAGAAGAUCAUCGUAUCAGCAUUCCUGCGUGCACUAAAAGAUCCAUUCCCUCCAGCCCGGCAGGCUGGAAUUCUCGCCUUGGCAGCUACACAGAACUACUACCAACUGAAGGAGGUGGCUAAUAGAAUAUUACCUACCUUGUGUAGUAUGACAAUGGAUCCGGAGAAAGGUGUCCGUGACCAGGCAUUUAAAGCAGUGAAGGGAUUUAUUGAAAAGCUUGAAAAAGUCUCUGAAGACCCUGAGCUGGCAAUUGAAAUGGAGAAAGAUGUGAUGGCUGGAGGUUCUGCCAUGGGGUCUUCCAGUACCUGGACAGGAUGGGCUGUGACAGGAAUGUCCUCCUUAACCUCAAAAAUAUACAAGAAGGCCAAGCCUGGUACAGGAGCUCCAAAACAAUCCAUGUCUGGUUCUACCCCAAAACCAACAAACUCCAGGCCACCUCAGACCACACAGUCUAGUCCCAAAGAGGAGGAUGAACCUGAACCUUCCCAGGAGGAGGAGGAAGGCUGGGACGAGGAGGGCUGGGGAGAUAUACAGGAAAGUCCUGCAUCAUCACCCACAUCAAAGACUGAACCGAGUGCCGGGGAGGGCUGGGAUGAUGAUGAUGAUGAUAACUGGGGCAGUUUGGAGGACACUGGACCUUCAAAACAUUCUAAACUGUCAGUAAACUCUGGUGGAGGGAUGAAGCUUGAGAAGAAGUCGAAGUCUGACGACUUGGGAGGAGGAUGGGGCCAGGAGGAGAAUGAGGACUUCCUGUCUAUAGAGGACAGUGGUCUACAGCCCGCUAGUGCUUACAACUGGGGAGGAGCAGAUCAGCCGACUGAGACUGACUUCUUUUCUUCAGCAAUGGGCUUACCUAAGAAGAAAUCCCAGCCACAUCAGUCAACCAAACCUUCAAAUUCAAAAGAUACACAUUCAAGGGAAACAAGAGAGAGGUCUACACCGAGUGAACCAAAACCAAAGUCCAAAUCUAAGUCUCCCUCUCCACAGUCUGGAUGGGGCGACGAAACAGGAUGGGAUGAUGGGGAUGCCUGGGGUACUGUCGGGUCUACAAGUGGUACCACCACCACACGGGCUUCAAGUCAGCCGAGAGAGGUGGCACAGGGCCCAGCAGAUACACAAGGGUCAGGCUGGGGAGAGAGUGCAGGGGGCUGGGACGAAGACUCGUGGGAUACAGGGUCUAGUAAAAGUGACAUUGCCAGAAAGAAAAAGGAAGAACGAGAACAGAAGAGGUUACAACGACAAAAGGAACUACAAGAGAAACGAGAAGCUAAGAAAGGCAGUGGAGCUCUAAAGCUCGGUGCUAAGAAGAUGGCCAUGGACUAAUUGUGUUCAGCAGAGUAUAACUGUACUGUGAUAUUGUGUUUGUAUCGUCCUGACAAACUCAUGUUCAGCUUAUGCAAAGUGACUCAGACUUGUGGAUUUAGAUGGGCUUCGUAAAAUUAACAAAGCAACUUAAAGUGUAGUAAAUAUUCACUUAAUUGUAAGACAUAUUUCUUGUGUUUAACUUUCCUUGGUUUUAAUAUGAUAGGAAAUCAAAUUCUCAUUCUGAUUGUAAAUCAUAAGAGAAAUACCAGUAAUGAAAUGAAAGUACCAAAUGAAAAUAAGUCCUGACAACUGCAAAUGAUAACCGAUGUUAAAAGAAAUUAGAUUGUUGAUGAAACAGAUUAAGAUUUAUAAAAAGGAAACUUUUAGAAAACAGAAGAUAUUGUAAUAAGAUCCCAAAAUAAGAAAGAUUUUGUGUAUCACGAAGUCUUGUAUGCCUCACUUUUCACAUAUCAUAUGAAUUUGUUUCCUGUGUCAUAGAUUAAGGAUAUUGGACAGAGAUCUGAGAUUUAUUCUGUGGUAGCUGUACAUAUUAAAACCAUGAAAUAACAAUAGUUAUGUAACCCUGGUAAAUACUAGCCCCAAUAUACUGCUUAGCUAGAGAUCUUCUCGUUAGCUCGAUCAGUUGAGCGUAAGACUAGUAAGCCAGAGGUACGGGUUCGAUUCCUAGCCGAGGUAAUGAUUUAAAUUUAAUGGAUCAUGUGCUCUCUUACUUACUGUUAACAAUUUACAGUGUAAUUAGAAAACAAAUUUAAUAAAUUUUUUCCUUAUUCCCUUUUUUGAGGUAUAGUUUAUGUAUGUAAUAUUCUUUUAACACAAGUUUCCAUUUUAUGUGAGAUUUGUGAAAGUAAUCUAAAGAUUCCUUUUUCUUUCUCUUUUGUACCCUAAAUAGAAAAUCCUGAUCAAGCACUAUAAGUUGUAGUUAUUGAGAAAAUAUACUUUUCGGUAUGACUUUUUUCUGCCAUGUUGGAUUUUUUAACCUAUUUGUUUUCUUUGUACUUUGUACUGAAAUCUGUGAAGUUAUUUAUUGAACAUUGGCACGAGAGGUCAUAUAGCACAAUAACACUGUCAUGUACAUGUUCAGGAAUAUUUGUUUCAAGAUGGUGAGCCAAGGUGAUUACAGAAGAUAGCAGUGUAAUUACAGAAUCGCUUAUUUAUAAAAACAAUCUGACUGAGAAAAGUACAAAGUCUAACUCAGAAAUGACUAAAAUUAUUAUUACUGGUUCAACCUUUAUCAGUUGCUGUUUAGUUAAGUAACAACUGUGAAUCCUUCACAAAGUUGGACAAACUCCCUGAGGGCAUCCUCUUUUAAGCAAUAUGAUGUUACACUCACAACCCUAUGUUAUAUACAAACACAAAGGAAAAUGAUUUUGUUUAUGUUAUGCAUUGGCAUUGAAAGUCUGUAGCAAGUUCAGUUGAAAAUGUUACAGAUCGGGUCCAAAAAGUGAUGCAUUUUAGACAGACAUGAGAAUUUUCAGCUAAAAAUCUGAUUUCAGACUUUUCCCUUAUGUUUGCAGUAAUGUGACGAGCCUUGGUUUUAUAUUUUAAGACACUGACCAUGUAUUCUAUUAUCCUGCAACAGUUAUCAAAAAUAAUCAUUUUGAAGUGAAACGGUAUCAACAAUGAUCCAAAUAUGUUCAUCUUUAAAACGUUGUUUAACUUGGAAGUAGAUCAGUCAAUUUGAAGCACGUGCUAAGAUUCCAAAAUACAGCGGUUUUCCGUCACUGUCAUAUAUAGCAAAAAUAUAUAUGGUGGGUGUAUUCCGACAAGGUGGUGGGAGUAUAAAGAUAAAUAUAUGUAUGAUAAAACAUGCAAUAUGUUAUGCUGAAGUAAUAUUCACAAAAUGAUAGAUACACAUGUAUUUAACAGUUACAAGUGUUGUUUUAAACAUCACAGUUACAGUUGAAUGCUGUAUGUUUAAACAUCACAGUGACAGUUGAAUGCUGUAUGUACGAAUGAUAGAUAUUUAACAGUUACAAGUGUUGUUUUAAACACCACGGUUACAGUUGAAUGCUGUAUGUUUAAACAUCACAGUGACAGUUGAAUGCUGUAUGUACGAAUGAUAGAUAUCUAACAGUUACAAGUGUUGUUUUAAACAUCACAGUUACAGUUGAAUGCUGUAUGUUUAAACAUCACAGUGACAGUUGAAUGCUGUAUGUACGAAUGAUAGAUAUUUAACAGUUACAAGUGUUGUUUUAAACACCACGGUUACAGUUGAAUGCUGUAUGUUUAAACACCACAGUUACAGUUGAAUGCUGUAUGUACGAAUGAUAGAUAUUUAACAGUUACAAGUGUUGUUUUAAACACCAGUUACAGUUGAAUGCUGUAUGUUUAAACACCACAGUUACAGUUGAAUGCUGUAUGUUUAAACACCACAGUUACAGUUGAAUGCUGUAUGUUUAAACGCCACGGUUACAGUUGAAUGCUGUAUGUACGAAUGAUAGAUAUUUAACAGUUACAAGUGUUGUUUUAAACAUCACAGUUACAGUUGAAUGCUGUAUGUUUAAACGCCACGGUUACAGUUGAAUGCUGUAUGUUUAAACACCACAGUUACAGUUGAAUGCUGUAUGUACGAAUGAUAGAUAUUUAACAGUUACAAGUGUUGUUUUAAACACCACAGUUACAGUUGAAUGCUGUAUGUUUAAACACCACAGUUACAGUUGAAUGCUGUAUGUACGAUUGAUAGAUAUUUAACAGUUACAAGUGUUGUUUUAAACAUCACAGUUACAGUUGAAUGCUGUAUGUACGAAUGCCACAUAUCUCAGCUCCAGCAAUGUCCCCCAUAUACACUAUGUAUCACUUACAGCACAUCCACAUAAUCAAAGAAAUUACAUGUAUCUCGAGCUGGUCGGAUACUCUGCAUUUAAUUUCAUUAUCACAAAAAAUGUUGUUGUCAAACAUGAAUUUAUCCUUUAUAUUACACAGUAUAAUGUUCCAUUUUCUUGUGCUUGGGUAGGGAUAUGUGCUUUGUAUACAAAGUGAUCUUGUCUGUAAAGUGAUAAAUGGAUGUGUAUUAGAGACGGUAUAAAUCUGAUGUUUGAAUGUAAAUUGUUAAUGCUUCCGUGUAAGAAAGAAUUGUUGUUAGUGAGAUACUUAUUGGGAUACUAUUAAAGAUAAUGAAAAUUAAA